This is a messenger RNA of Athene cunicularia (burrowing owl), 771 nucleotides long. RefSeq names its product triadin-like. Bases 1 to 771 code for a protein of 256 amino acids. The transcript is spliced from 10 exons. NCBI's taxonomy places the organism in Eukaryota, Metazoa, Chordata, Aves, Strigiformes, Strigidae. The record is from RefSeq and is a predicted model, not a curated record.
AUGAAGAAAUUAAUUCAAAAAGACAAGCCCGAAAGACAUGUAAAAGCUGAAAAGAAACCUCCUCCUAAAGAGGAGAAGAAAGUAAAGAGCACUAAAGUGGAAAUAAAAGUUAAAAAGGAAGUGAAGGAUGGAAAAGGAGAAGCAAAGACGACUGAGAAGGUCAAGCAGGCAGAGACAAAAACAACAGAAGUUGGGCUAAUAAAGGCCAAACCAAAAGUUAAGGAGGAGAAAGCUCUUCAGACUGUAACUAAAUCGGAAAAGAAAGAUCAAUAUGCAUUCUGUCGCUAUGUGAUUGACAUGUUUGCGCAAGGGGAUUUUUAUCCAGGACAUAAGGAACUGGUACCACCUCCUCUUCUUCUAGAACAUAGUCCAAGAAAGAAACCAUUAGCUAUUGAAGAGAGAAGAGAGGAAAAGAAAAAGACUGAUGCAAAGAAGGCUAUGACUGAAACUAAGAAGAAAGAAAAAGAAGGAAAAAAAGAGAAAGCUCAUGAGAAGACAGCUGCCCCUAAAAUUAAAAAAGCAGAUAAAAAAGAAGCUGCUGUGUCCAAAGAACUCAAAAAGCCAGCAAAAACUCCUGCAGCCAAACCAGCCACCAAAAAAGCAGCAGCACCAGACCUCUUUUGUGGUCUAUCUCAGAGAUCUCCACCAAAUAAAGGAACAAUAACUUGCAUCAAUAGAGUAGAUUGGGAGUUUGUCAAGGACCAGUGCAAGCCAGGAACAUCUUCAGAUGCCUCUACCACAAAAGGACUUGCAGGCUGGAAGUGCAGCUGA